This is a messenger RNA of Penicillium bovifimosum, 3453 nucleotides long. Its product is annotated as dDENN domain protein. Gene Ontology annotation, biological process: regulation of Rab protein signal transduction. The coding region runs from base 1 to 3453 and encodes 1150 amino acids. NCBI's taxonomy places the organism in Eukaryota, Fungi, Ascomycota, Eurotiomycetes, Eurotiales, Aspergillaceae. Gene Ontology annotation, cellular component: cytoplasmic vesicle. The record is from RefSeq and is a predicted model, not a curated record. The transcript is spliced from 5 exons.
AUGCCAUCGUCGUCAACUUCGGAGGGUGCCCCCCUCGCCGAUUACUUCUGGAUAGCCGGCGUGGAUGGUACGGAGAUCUUGGACACGUUCCAGAGAUUGGGAGAAGACUACCGUGCCAAUGGCGCUGCCUCUCCAGGCCCUGCGCUCGCAGAUACUAUUCAGGAGGAUGCCGACGCGGAGGAGGAAUACAACCCGGAUACGGCCUCCCGGCCAAAUUCGAUGCUCUUUACUGGCGCCAGUCGUCGCGGUUCCGUUCAACGAAUUUCCACCCUCUCAAAAAGCUCCGAAGGAACAACCAAUGGCGGCACCAACAGUAACCGCAGCAGCAUGACCGUCAAGGGUGCCUCAUCCCCCCUGCGGACCUCCGCGCUGUUCUCCGACGACUUCGAUUUCGACUCCGCGCUAUUCAAGUUUGCCAACGAACGGGAAACAUUUCUGACCGAUCUGAGCUUGAGCGCCGGCGCAAUCACCCCGAAUACCCGUCCGCGAUCCCGCGUUCGCACACAGAAGAUCGUCUCCGACGAGUCGUCCUCGGCUGGCGGGAACUUGCUGAGGUCGGGUAUUGGCAGCGUGCGACGACACAUGGCGUUUCGGGACAUGAACAGUAUGAAGCGUCAGCCGUCCGUUGCUCGCCAAGGUGAGACCUCUCUUUUAACUCUAUCGGAAUGGCCACUGCACCCGCAGCUGCGCCCGGAACUUUCCCAGGACACACAGACUAACGGCGGAGCGUCUUCAGCUUCCGUACGCACUUCUCGACGACUUAGCAACUACAAUUCGGUGAUUCCCGUUCCGCAACCCCUCGAGAUCUCCCCCACAAUGCACCCCUUGAAGCGACGAUUCGAGCCCGUUCUUCUUGACCGAUACCCCACACGUGGCAUGCCGGACGAAACGAAGCAGCGCGGUAACUUCCCUGAUUACGUUCCGAUGUUUGCGUUCCCUAAUGAUAUCAAUAUCGUCUCCUCUGACCAGCGGCCACGCUCGACCUGGCACGGAUUCGCCAUGACCACGGACAAUGGCUCCAGACUGCACGCCAUCUGUGUGAUUAUUUGGAUACCGCUCAACCCGAAUGCGGCGGAGGAACUCGAGAAACGAUGCGAGGAAUGGCGGAAGGACAACAUGACAGACGAGGAGCGUGAGCUGGCUGCGAGCUUGGGUGAACGAUUAGCAUUAGAGCGGGCCAAGUUAUCGCGCUUGCUCGCUCAGCUGCCAACGGUCCAGUCGGGGUCUGAAUCCCGCGACCGACUUGAAGACGAAAUAAGCGCCGUGGAAGAGAAGAUUGGGUUAAUGACCGAUCUCCUCCGUCCCGUCCGCCAUGGGGCGGCCUCGAAGAUCGAGGGUCUGACUGAUGGUGACACAGGGUUCUGGAUUCCCCGCGCGUACGGUAUUCUGGGCCGGGAGAGCACAAUGACGACCUUUUGGAAGGAAUGGCUCAAAGCUGUCGUGGUGCCUAUGACUGAGGGCAGUUUACAGCAUGUGCCUUCUCCGUCCCCGCGCAUGGGUGUAUGGCAGCCGCUGGAGCGAUAUGUCAUGAAUCUCUGCACAGAAGCGUUUGCCCCGAUAUCUUCAAAGACGCAGGUCGAACUUGCAAUCCGUGAGCUCCGCUUAUUUGCUCGGAAAGAGGCGCCGAAUGAGAUACCUGGGUCUCGGAACACUGAUCUCUAUGCCUUGUUCCGAACCUUAUCGGUUCCUAAUAUCAUCAUUCUCUUCGAAUACGCUCUUACCGAAUCCCGCAUCAUCUUUUUGUCCUCCCAUACCUCCAUGCUUUAUCUGGCGACGAGAGCGUUGGUUGAUCUCCUCUUCCCUCUGGAAUGGACCGGUGUUCUGAUCCCCGUUCUUCCUGCCCGUUUGAUCCAAGCCCUGGAGGCCCCCUGUCCAUACAUCGUGGGCAUCGAGCGCCGGUACGAGAAGGUGGAAUUGCCUACCGACGACUUUGUCCUGGUCGAUCUGGACAACAAUAUGAUUGAAAGUACUAUCCAACCAACCGCUCUUCCGCGGCAUCAGCGCAGGAAGCUUUUGUCUCUGCUGCAGCUAGCUGCCCCUCAGCACACCCGGUUCCACGUCCCGACUGGGCCUCCCGCAUAUGCCAUUGAGACGUACCCUUGGGAUUCGUUCAUGUCAGAGAGCAAGGCUACGUUUACGUCCAAAGCGACUGCGACUAACCUUUCCAAAUACGUUGGUCUCAAUUCCGGUGCAUUCGGUGCGACUGCCGUGGCCCCGGGGGCCUACACACCACCGGUUUUUAAUGUUUUCUUGCAUGCCCGACAUGAGGCUGGUCCCUCUCGGGGAUAUUCAUCUCGCGGGAAUGAGCGCCCGGGAACCAGUUCUACGAUGAGAGCCGCUGCGUCUCCGCCAUCUCCAAGGGAGAGUUCGCCCACCUCUGGCUACUUCCCUCCACCUCCGCCAGCUCCUUCAUCUCGCAACGAUUCUGGAAUGGCACUGCAAGCUUCACUUCGAGAAAAACGAUCAGGCCACUUCGAUGCUGCCUCGCGCAGAAGCUCGUCGUUCGGAAUGACUCGACGUCCAAGUGCUCCGUUCCUUGGUCAUGCCUCGAACCUUUCUGUCACUACUUUGAACACCGAUUACGGCGGUGGAUCCACAUAUGCCCCCUCUGUGUAUGCGCAAUCCACCAUCGCUGCAUCCACGAUCGUUCCACAGUCCACAGCACAGCCCAUCGGUAAUAACGAAGGCACUUGCUGGGCCGAGGGUCAUUAUUUCCAGGCCCAGCCGUGGGAUGACAAAUUUGUCUGUGCCAUUUGUGAUGAGCAGGCAGAGGAGGGCAUGUACAAAUGCUCUGCAUGCAAAUUGACAGUUCACAACCGGUGUUCCUCGAUGGUGUGUCUGCCGUGUGACGCCGCCUUCCAUCCUGACCAGGUCCGCGCGGCGUUCGUCAGAUGCUUCGCUAGCUUGUUCUACACGUACAAGAAGUUCCUCGUACCAGCCAGUGGCGAGAAGAAGAAGUCGGGAAUGUAUUACAAUUUCAACGUAGACGCCUUCAUGAAGAGUCUCCCCAGCGAGCAUGCGGAAUACAUCUCGAUCCUGCAACAGACUCAAGGCUUCAACGAAUUUAUCAGUGACCGAGAGCGAACGAACCCGAAGUCGAAGGACCCUCGGAUGACUCUCUUUGACGAGAUCGUCCUCUCAAAGCGCAACCGUGGCCGCUCAACGAUCUUCUCUGGACGCUCUACCACAGACUUUUUAUCAGACACCUCGAAUCAUUUGUGGCGCACCGCCAAUGCCACCUUCUUCGCCCCUAGCAGCCGCAGCCAGCAGAGUUUUUCGGCCGACUAUGGCAGAGGUGUCACUAGAGCAGCGCCGGCAAAAUUGGAUACUAGCCUAAUGACAGAACCCCGCAUGAUCCACGGCGCACCACGGGUGUCCAAGACGGCAAAUACUGCCCGUCGAAAGCCACUACCGAAGCUGAUGAACGGACUAGCCAUCUCUCCCUCGGGUUAA